Messenger RNA from Nematostella vectensis (starlet sea anemone), 2600 nucleotides. RefSeq names its product BTB/POZ domain-containing protein KCTD14-like. The record is from RefSeq and is a predicted model, not a curated record. The transcript has 3 exons. Gene Ontology annotation, molecular function: protein binding. The coding region runs from base 450 to 1319 and encodes 289 amino acids. Gene Ontology annotation, biological process: protein homooligomerization. NCBI's taxonomy places the organism in Eukaryota, Metazoa, Cnidaria, Anthozoa, Actiniaria, Edwardsiidae.
CUAGUACCUAGGCCCCUAUUUCCACCCUUAACACUCGGCCGAGCCCAAGACACGCAACAUAAAACCACAUGCUUUAAUUCACGAACACCAGUUACAGGUCAGUUUUCUACAAAAUUACCUGGAAUUAUUUACAAAAUCGGUAGAAAUAACACAAGUUUGUAUCUCUUCUUAUCAGGGUUUUUUUACCAGAAAUUUCCACGAUUUUUUGGUUUCGUGAUUUAUACAUAUGAAUAAAUUACCUACGGGGUAAAAAACCUUUCGUGAUUUGGUUGCGUGUUGGUAACUGAAUUUGUCACAGCUCUAUGCAAAUUACCUGGUAUAAAGCCGUCAAAUGAAGCAAAGGCCGGUAGAAGUCAUUGGGUUGAGCAGCGCCGAUCGUUCCAUGGUACAGGUCUCCCAAAAAAGUCAAGAAAAACAACAAGAAAAAGUGGAAUUCAAACGGAUUUCAGAUGGGAUCGGAAGAUAUACAAAAAAUUCCAGCAGUUGUAACCUUAAAUGUCGGUGGACAUUUCUUCACAACUCGUCUCUCUACCCUCAAGAAAGACCAAGACUCGAUGCUUGCGUCAAUGUUCAGCGGACGCUUCAAUCUAGACGUAGACAGCGAAGGACGUUUUUUUAUUGACCGUGACGGAACUUACUUCGGUUUCCUCCUAAACUACUUGCGUGACCCAUCCCAGCUCCCGCCCGCUUCCGUCGCGAUGCAGGUAUACCGCGAAGCGCAGUACUACAGAAUCGAAGGACUCAUGGCUAUGCUGGAAUGUUAUCCAGCAGUUAUACCCAUUGGCCGUUUAGAUGAACAGAAAGCAGCAUUCGGAGAAGAUUAUUACAUGUGGAAACAGACUAUAUUGGAAACUGUUCGACAAAAGUAUGGUGACAUCUUGAGGUACUCGCUUGGUCAGGAUUGCAUGGUGACAUGUGUCAGGUACAUUUCAAAGGAAGAUUUUCUCACUGCAACAAGUGAUUGUAAGCACACCAUUUCAACACAGCACGUUGGUACCACUGGAGUGCAGGAGCAGGAAUUCUACCAACACAACUUCUUCUGCUCUGAUGAGGGAGGCCGGCUUGGUUUCUUUAUAGGACCUGAGAUUCCAAUGGUAGAUUUUAUAAUUGCAGAAAAAGAGAUUAAGGAUGUUCGACUGUUUACAUCUGUUUUGGAAAAGGAUUUAAGACAUGAGGGUUUUUGUGUAAGUGGUCGCUCAUCACACACCUGGAAAUGCUCCAGGUGUGAUAUUAAGGGGUACCUUCAUCAGAUGGCAUUCCGUUGGUCGUUCCUUCAUGGACCUCAGGCACACAACCAUUAUGGUGUCCAAGACCAGUGAAAUAAUGACCACUCCACCCAUAAUUCAUUUUUCCACAUUUGUAAUAUUAGGUCCACAAAACAAGGUAUUCCCUAGACAUUGAAUAUAGAUUAGGACAAUUGUGAGAUAUAAGGUACACAGUUUCGGAUUAAAUGAUAUAUUGAAUGUUAUUAUUAAUCCACUCACAUACUAUCACGAAUCUCGCAAUUUGAUUGGCUUCUGUACUCACUGUCUAUUGAACCGACUGCGAAUUAUUAAAAUCGUAAUUUUUUCAAAGGUAGUAUGUGAGUGGAUUUAUACUAAAACAAUUAGACUACUUGUUCUCAUUGACUAUCUAUUGACUCAAAAACUCAAACUCAAAGUCUAUUUAUUAAAUAUAUUGGGUCUUCUGGAGAAGAAUUAUACAGAUUAAAAAAAGAAUAAACAAAAAUCAACAUAAAUCUAUUAAAAAUUCAACAACAAAUAAUAGUAAAGCUUUUAAAAAAUGCCAGGGCAUAACAAGAUAAUAUUUAUUAAUAGGCUAGAAGUUUAUACAUUAUGCAAAAUUGUAAAUAAAAAAAAAGAAAUUGUCAGAAAUUCUCAUCUAUCAUCAACUUCUUUAUAUUUAUAUUUACAGGUUUUUAUGUGUUUUGUUAUCUCUGUUUCCUGUGCCCCCCCCCUCGAUAGCUUCCCCUCGCAGUGAAUCAUGGGAGUACUGUACCCCCCUGUGGUCCCGCCAAAUACGAACAAACAACGACCGAUGUAAAAUCCAAGAUGGCGGAAAGCUGUCUUCAUAAACGUGUCGAAAUAUGUAUAAAUGCGAGCGAAGUAGCUAGCGCUGUUGGUAAACAUCCUUACCAGCGAAGAAAAGAUACUUUGCAGAAGGCAUGGCAUCGGUCACAUCAGGAAUCGUUUUGCUUUGCCAAUGCGCGUGUCCCAGUUUGUCAGGCCGAAGUUUCCUCGAUUGUCAACGAGUUCAUAGAGGGCGAUGCCGAAGCAAGGUUGGAGUUAGCUUUGGAGGAGAAUUGGGAAAAGGAAAAGUUUGUUGAAACUCUAAAGCAUAUAAUACUGUCGCCAUCUCAGCCUAUUAGAAGGCUGUUUAAUAGAAUUUUGAAAGCGUUAAAGAACAAACUCUUUCCCGACGAGCGAGAGCUACGAACUAUCGAGAAUGCUGGAGUUACAAAAAGUACUCUCGAUGAAGCUGUUGACUCGUUGUGUAAGGACGAGAGUUUGCUUGUACAAGAGGUAGCAAAAAAGGUUUGUUCUAACGCAGGUACAACCGGUCCUGAUGUCAUCAAGGCCACCGAGUCUCGACUUACUAAA